AUGCACGGGCAGCAACAGGCGACAACGGGCAGCACAGGCACGGGCAGCAACGGGCGGCAACGGGCAGCACAGGCACGGGCAGCAACGGGCGGCAACAGGCAGCACAUGCACGGGCAGCAACGGGCAGCACAGGCACGGGCAGCAACGGGCGGCAACGGGCAGCACAGGCACGGGCAGCAACGGGCGGCAACAGGCAGCACAGGCACGGGCAACAAUAGGCAGCACAGGCACAGGCAGCAACAGGCAGCAACGGGCAGCACAGGCACGGGCAGCAACAGGCGGCAACGGGCAGCACAGGCACGGGCAGCAACGGGCGGCAACAGGCAGCACAGGCACGGGCAGCAACGGGCGGCAACGGGCAGCGCAGGCAUGGGCAGCAACAGGCGGCAACGGGCAGCACAGGCACGGGCAGCAAUGGGUGGCAACGGGCAGCACAGGCACGGGCAGCAAUGGGCGGCAACAGGCAGCACAGGCACGGACAGCAACGGGCAGCACAGGCACGGGCAGCAACGGGCGGCAACGGGCAGCACAGGCACGGGCAGCAACGGGCGGCAACAGGCAGCACAGGCACGGGCAGCAACAGGCAGCAACAGGCAGAACAGGCACGGGCAGCAACGGGCGGCAACAGGCAGCACAUGCACAGGCAGCAACAGGCAGUACAGGCACGGGCAGCAACGGGCGGCAACAGGCAGCACAAGCACGGGCAGCAACGGGCGGCAACAGGCCGCACAGGCACGGGCAGCAACAGGCAGCAACAGGCAGCAACAGGUAGCAAAGAAGAUAGUUCCUCUCGUCCACAUACGGCGCUGUGCAACUCGUUACCGGGCCAUUCUUCAUGUCACGGUGAGAGAAGGGAGACGGGUGGGAGGGGGGAGAGAGGGGGGGAAGGCGAGGGGCGGGGGAGGGGGAGGAGAGGGGGAGGGGGAGGAGAGGGGAGGUGGAGGAGAGGGGGAGGGGGAGGAUGACUUCCGUGAAUGUCUGGAUGGGUGGGGGGUGUGGGGGAGUUGCCUGCUGCUCUAA
Messenger RNA from Closterium sp. NIES-65, 1020 nucleotides. NCBI's taxonomy places the organism in Eukaryota, Viridiplantae, Streptophyta, Zygnematophyceae, Desmidiales, Closteriaceae. The record is from the annotation of a GenBank genome assembly.